CAACCGAACACUUCUCAUUUUUGUUCGAUUUUCUUCUUUUUUUUUUUCAUCGCAACGUGUGCAGUUCCGUCUCACGUCGGACUCUGCCAUCAGGUAUCUUCCGUCAACCGGUUUUGUGUUUUGGCUUUUCAUUAUGGCUCAUGCGGCAGCUGAUCACAACAAGAGAUUAGACCCACUCGAAGGGGCUCCUGAUCCGUUUCCGGUCCUUGGGGCCCCAGAGGCCCCGGUUAAGGCUCGAGAUGGGCGGGAAGCUUUGGACACGGACUCUCAUUCGCACUUUCCAUCUCUCGUGUCUAGUACCCCAGUUGCGCAGCCGCCGCCCAAGUCUGCUUGGGGCGCUGAUUCCGGUCCCCGUAUCAAGGCUAAUGUCAGAUAUCAACCCGUGGUCUCAGAUUGUUUCACACUGUCAACCAUCGCGCUUCCAACCACCAAGGACGGCAAGCCCAUGUCUCUUGGGGACGUCAUGAAACAGGUUAUGUCCAAGUUUAAGGUCAAGAUUGAGGCUUCGGCGAAUCAGAAGGCUCGUCAGACUACUUUCCACAUGAAGGCUGAGACCGAGAAGGAGGUGGAGAAAGCGAAGCGACACCUACUCUCCUUGUUAAGCCCUGUGGUGACUCUCACGGUUCUCGCUCCUGUUUCUAUGAUUGGUUCUAUUGUCGGUUCGAAGGGUGCCACCUUGAAGCAAAUCCGUGAUCAAUUCGGUGUGAAGGUUGACGUGCCCCGCAAGGAAACUUCCACUACAAACGGCACAAGUAAUGAAACCUCUUCUGGACCGGCCACCCCUUCGGUUGAGGUGGAGGACGAAGAGGAGCCUACGCUUCCCGUGACAAUUACUGGUCCCCAACCUCUUGCUCUCGAAGCCCGCGACAUGAUCACUAGUAUCAUUUCUAAUAGGUCACCUAGGCUCACCCGUCGCGUCAAGGAUAUCCCAUCUCAUAUUUUGCCAUUUAUCAUUGCUCUUCGUUCCCAGUUCCUUCAAGCAGCUCAAGGAGGAGAUAUUCAAUUAACCUUGAACGCCGAGCGCGAGGUUGUUGCAAACGGUGACCGUGAGGUCGUUGUACGGGUGGUUGAAGUGAUUAAAGCGACAAUCCAAUCAUGCAAGACUGCCUUGAAUCCGAUGAAACUUUCCCUUCCAAAGAGGCAACACCGUCUUCUCGAUGGCAAAGCCCAAGAGGAUAUCUUUAUGAAGAGCAAGUGUUCGGUUGUCGUCCCUGAUAUCGAGGAUCCUAGUGAAGAGGUUACUGUCUACGGCAUGCCGGAAAACGUUCAAUCAGGCCUUGCUAUUGUCAUGGAAAUGGCCAAUUCCCAGUAUAUCCAUGUGUUCCCGCUCCCCGGUCCUACAUCACUUUCCCGUCAAUUGCUCGCUUAUAUCACUCGUAUCAACUAUCCAGAAACCCUUAAUACUAAGCAUCCCGGUGCUUCUGUCUUCAUACCUUCGACCGCAACAGCUGCUCAGGCUUCGGUUCUUAAUGUCGACAUAAUCGGUGAAAAAUCUGUCGUCGAUGCCGUUGUUAGGCAGAUGUCUGAACUCCUUGGAAAAUUGAUUGGAGCGACAAAGGAGAUUCCUAUUGACUGGCUUAGCCAUGAACUUAUCCAGGUCAAGAAUGCGCAGAAGCUGGAACAAUUCCACGAGGUUGACAAUGUGCAAGUUUACUUCCCUCUUGAACCCACCCAGCAAUCAUCGGUUCUGCUUGUUUAUGACCCCUUCUCGCCUCAUGCAUCUCCUUCGCCUGUAGAGAAGGAAAAACAUCUGGAUGAGGUAGCUCAAGCUUUGCUCAAGAUGGCCAAGGAAGUUGCCGACAUCAAGACCGAAGUUCUCCCCGUUGAGAAACGCUGGCACAAGGCUCUGAUGGGCAUGGAUGGAAAUAUCCUCGACUCUAUUGUCGGCGAGGAUCAGGCGCUCUUGGUCAAAUUUGGCGCUGAGGCCGGUGAUCCCUCCACCGAAGAUGUCAUAUGGCUCCGCGGCAUCAGGUCAGAUGUUGACAAUGCAAUCAAAAAAAUCUGUCAGAUGGUUGAAGACGCCAAGGAAGAUGCCAUUGCCAGCAGUUACUUCACGGAGUUUGAGAUUGACAAGGAAUUCGUCGGGCGGAUCGUCGGUGUACAGGGUGCUAAUAUUAAUAAACUACGGGAACAACUCAACGUUCGGGUCGACUUCUCCGACGAAGUCGAGGAGAAGGAAAAAGAGUUCUCCAAGAAGAAGAAAUCAGUUACCCAGAAAGCCAAGUUAAAGAUCACUGGACGAAAAGAAAAUGCUGACGAAGCUAAGAAGCGGAUCCUGGCUCAAGUUGAGAAAUUGGCUGACGAGACUACCGAGACUCUCAAGAUCCCUGGCCAGUACCAUGCAUCUCUCAUUGGUCAAAGUGGGAAAUACGUUGUCCGCCUCGAAGACAGAUAUGGUGUCAAGGUUACCUUCCCUCGCCAGUUUGGGGAUAAUGUAGAAGGUAAACGGGAGCUCAAACCGGACGAGGUUGUCAUUAGGGGCGGCAAGAAAGGUGUAGCCCAAGCUAAGCUUGAGCUAUUGGAAGCUCUGGACUUUGAGAAGGAGGUGAACAAUACUCUCAAAUUCACUGUUCCAGGAAGGGCUAUCGCCCAUAUUCUUGGAAAGGGUGGGGCUACCAUCAACGAGAUUAAAGACGAGACAGAUGCCCAAAUCGAUAUUGAAAGAGGCACUGCCGAGGACAAGUCUGCGGACGUCUGCAUCACAGCUCGUGGUACCAAGGCCGCCAUCAAUGCUGCCAAGACUGCUAUACUUGCGAUCGUCGAACAAGUGCCAGAAGAAAGCAGUGAAACUAUUUACGUUGAACAAAAGUACCAUCGCUCCAUCAUUGGUCCUGGUGGCCAGGGCCUCAAGGACCUCAUUGUUCGUUGUGGUGGACCUUCAGACCCCAAGCUGCAGGCUGGGUUGGUCAGAUUUCCGCGUCAGGGUGGUAUUUCUGAUGAAGUUCGCCUUCGUGGAGAGCCUAGCGUUCUGAGUAGGAUCAAGGACGAACUAGAGAAUAAAGUAUCUGCACUUCGUGACCAGGUUGUGGUAGCAGUCGAGAUCCCCGCUGCUCAGCACCGCAACAUCAUCGGCAGGGGUGGCCAGCAUCUGUAUGACUUGCAAAACCGGUACGGCGUGUAUAUUCAGUUGCCAGGUUCUCGUGGGUACGGUCAGGUUGGAGAACCGUCUAAUGCUACUGAGGUGGAGACUGCGGAUCCUGGCGAUAUCGUAAAAGUUAGCGGGUCACAAUCGGCGUGCGAGGCAGCAAUUUCGGAUAUGAAGAGUCACAUAAAGGGACUUGUGGCUGACGGCGCAACGGCUAUGGUUUCCAUUCCCUUGAUGUAUCACGAUGCUGUCCUGCAACAAGGCGCCCUGUUCCGCACAUUGAGGUCAUUUGGUGUUCAAGUUGAACAGUCCGUUCAACAAAAUAGACCUACCUUCCCAACACAGCCUCCUCAACCAGUGAACUUCAGCACCCGCAUCGACAGCGAGGACGUACCUGAGGCUGACUGGCAAGUUACUCCCAACUAUCAACAUGCAGAAGAAGGGAGUUCGGAGUGGACAUUAAAAGCGAAAGAUGCCACCAGUCUGGAGCGUGCCCGGAGCGAAAUCCAGGUUUCCAUUGAGCAGGCGAAGGACAAAACCCAUAUUGGGUUUUUGACACUUCCGGAUCGUUCCGUGUUCCCUAGGCUGGUUGGCACGAAAGGUUCCAAUAUUGCGCGGUUACGCAACGAAACCGGAACUGAUAUCACGGUCGGUAGGGAAAACAACACUAUCGUCAUCGUUGGUUCCGAAUCGGCUUUAGAAGCCGCGAAGGAAGCAAUUCUGUCACAGGUUGUGGCUUCUCGUGCAGGGCGUCGUUAGGUGGUUAUGAGACCCAGGUUACACUUUACCUUAGAUAUGAGUACACACUAUGCAUCGGUUG
Messenger RNA from Pisolithus orientalis, 3905 nucleotides. RefSeq lists its product as uncharacterized. The coding region runs from base 134 to 3844 and encodes 1236 amino acids. Gene Ontology annotation, cellular component: cytoplasm; nucleus. Gene Ontology annotation, biological process: nuclear division. The record is from RefSeq and is a predicted model, not a curated record. Gene Ontology annotation, molecular function: mRNA binding. The transcript is spliced from 12 exons. Lineage: Eukaryota; Fungi; Basidiomycota; Agaricomycetes; Boletales; Pisolithaceae.